UUUUGUAAUUUUUUUGACUUGUAAAAGUAACCUGAACAAAAACAAAAUGGAGUAUGAAAAGGCUGGUCUCCUACAGGAACAGUUUGUGAAGCAAGCCUUGUUGACUCCAGAUGCUGUGGCUGUUGUUAGCCCAGAAGAGGAUUUGACUGUAAGUUUUGGCCAGCUGCAGACAUGGACAGACAUCCUGGCUGUCAAACUACAAACUCUGGGCGUUCAGGCGGAGACUUCUGUGGGGAUUUAUCUGGAGAAAAGUGUCGACUUUGUGUCUGCCUAUAUUGCCAUUCUCAAAGCAGGUGCUGGUUAUCUCCCUCUUGACACCUCUUACCCAACUCCCAUGCUGGAGUCAGUGCUGGAAGAUUCCAAACCCACCAUUGUCAUCACUAGCCCAGAUCUGGCACCAAAACUUGAUACAUAUCCUUCCAAACAGGUUCUGGUGCUUGAAAAAGGCUGGCAGUCAUCAUUUGAUGCAGAAAACAAGGACAAACAGGCAACUCUACAAGACCCCAAGACUCAUCUUGACAGUUUGGCCUACACUGUCUAUUCAUCAGGCACAACUGGCAAGCCUAAAGGUAUCACUUGCCCACAGCGAGGUGCUGUGUAUUCCUACCAUCAUCGACACACUUACUUCCCUUACUCCGAGGGAGAUCGUGAAGCUUGCAACAUUUUCUUUGUGUGGGAGAUGUUGAGGCCCCUGAUGAAAGGGGUCCCCUUGUACAUCAUCAGCAACCACGUGGUGUACGACCCACCCUUCCUGUGCGACUUCCUGGCUAAACACAGCAUCACCCGCAUGCUCUUCACCCCCAGCCUGUUGGAGACUGUGGUCAACACUAUCUCGCCUGAAACACUCAAAGAAAGCUUCAAAACUGUCCGCCAGAUUUGGUUUUGUGGGGAAGUGGUGACAACUUCGCUGUUGGAUCGCUGCAUGACUUACAUGCCCUGGGUGCGCUACAUAAAUCUGUACAGUAUAUCCGAGUGUCACGAUGUAGCUUGUGAGGACUUGAGCCAGUACUACAGAGAGUUUAAGGAAUCUUUAAUGGCCCGUAAAUUUUGCCCCGUGGGUCACAUAAUGGAAGGGGCAGAGAUCACUAUACUGAAUAAAGAGGGCAAAGUUCAACCAGUAGGAAUGUCAGGGGAGAUCUAUGUAAGUGGUCCAGCCUUAGCUAGAGGAUACCUCAAUAGACCAGAGGUUCAGAAACAAAGAUUCAUCACCAUGGAGGUGGAUGGACAACCAAAACGCUUGUAUCGGACUGGAGACUGGGGUUACAUGUUGUCUGGGGGUAGCUUGGAGAUCUGUGGCCGUGUGGAUUCCAUGGUCAAGAUACGAGGAUACUCCAUUGAAGUUCAGGCUGUUGAGUCAUGUCUCCUGUCCCUGCCAAUGGUGAAGGCCUGUGUUGUGCUGGUGCGAGGGGAUGAAGGCGAUGACAAAUUUCUUGUGGCUUAUAUUGUCUGUGAGAGGGAGACCACAAAAAAAGAGGUCAGGGCUGAACUUAAGAAGAGACUGCCCUUCUACAUGAUACCAUCAUACGUGUUAUUCCUUCAAAGUAUACCUGUAGUGGCAGCAACAGGAAAGUUGGAUAAAUCAGCAUUACCAGAUUUUAACUCCCAGCAAAUAGAGGGAAUCAGUGCAGAGGGGAGACCAUCCACAGUCACUGAGGUGGCGCUGGCAGAAAUCUGGAUAGAAGUCCUGCAGCUGAAAGAGGUGGACAUUCAGGAAAGCUUUUUUGACCUGGGUGGACAUUCUCUUAUGGCCACAGAACUUCUACAGAGAGCAAAGAAAAAGUUUAAUGUAAACCUGGCAGUGCGUGAUCUCUUCCUGUAUCCAACAGUUGCCAGUUUGUCUAAGCUGAUUGAUGGUCGUAUGGCCAGCAGCAAUGGAGAUGAUGCACGUUCAAACACAAAUGGUGAUCUUUCUGAGCCCACCAUAGAUUUGAAUGCUGAAGUUAUUCGCCAUGAUCAAGGUGUAUCAAACCUGGAUAUGCAGCUGCGUGCCUUCUGGCGUACGUUCCAACAUGGCCACCACUUUAAUCAUGGGAGAGUUCUGUUAACUGGUGCUACUGGGUUCUUAGGGUCUUUUAUACUAAGAGAGCUUCUUUUGCAUACUAAGCUUCGAGUCUACUGUUUGGUUCGUGAGCUGCCACAAAGAUCUGCGCUGGACAGAAUUCAGACAACACUGAGGAAGUAUGGGAUACUUUCCAGUGAUAAAUCAACAGAGACUGAUGACCAGGCUCUCAUUGAAGAAGCUUUGAACCAAAGAGCUGUUGCUCUUAGGGGUAAUGUUUCCCUGUUGCGUCUUGGUCUGAGUGAAGAAGACUAUACAUACUUAUGCACUGACAUUGAUUUUGUCAUUCACUCUGCUGCAUCUGUAAAUCUGGCAUAUCCUUACAGUGCACUACAUGGACCUAACGUCAUGGGCACAGCUAAUGUAAUACAGUUUGCCUCAACUGGGAAGGUUAAAGCUUUACAUUAUGUUAGCACCAAUGGAGUUUUCCCCCAUGGCAUGGUAAGGUGUAAGGAAGAUGCAGACAUCUCAAAGUUCUCUGACAAGUUAACUGAUGGCUACUCCCAGUCCAAAUGGGUUGCUGAGCAGCUGGUAGCAAGAGCUAGAGACAGAGGACUCCCUGUUACUAUUUAUAGACCAGGUAAUUUGUCUGGAGAUUCCAAAAAAGCUUACUGGAACCCUCAAGAUUUCACACUUCUGCUACUUCAGGCUUGUGCCAAAACUGGUCUGGCACCAAAUUUGGACUGGAGUAUGGAGAUGACACCCGUAGAUUUUGCUGCCAGUGUUAUUGUAAAACUGACUCAAUACCCAGACUGUGCCCUGGGCAAAACUUUGCAUCUGGUCAAUGAUAAGCCAAUGAAAUCCAAACAAGUAUUUCAGUGGAUGAACAGUCAUGGCUUCCCACUGCAGUUGUUAGAUUUUGAUGAAUGGAAAGUCAGAGUAAUCCAAGAGUUAGCCUCUACCAAUGGUUCAAGUACUCCAAGUGUUGAAGCCAUGGAGCCUGUUUUAGAGUCCUACAUUGGGGAUGCUCACUUCCUGCCCAACCUGAGCACAUACAAUAAUGAAACUCUUCACAAGGUUCUCACAGAGUUGGGGAUGUUGUACCCCUACACUGAUGUUAGACUGUUACGGACAUACUUCACAGAGCUCUCUAGCAGGAAUGUCAUUGGUCGAAGGAAAAGUGCUAACUCUGUCCACCCUUUAGCAGACAGAAUAGCUUUAGUCACUGGGGCAUCAAGUGGAAUAGGCCAGGCCACGGCUACAGCUUUAGCUGCUGCUGGGGCUAAGGUGAUUCUAGUUGCAAGACGAGACCAAGCCUUGCAGGAUAUUGUAAAAACUAUCAAAGAUGAUGGAGGAGAAGCUGUAGCUUUUAAAGCUGAUGUUACUGAUAGGACGCAGGUAAAAUCUGUUGUAAAGCAAGCCGAGUCAUCCGUAGGACCUAUAGAUAUUCUAGUCAACAAUGCUGGGGUCAUGUACUACACCAUGAUGAAAAACCUGCAUGAGGAGGAGUGGGAAAGGCAGAUUGAUGUCAACUGCAAGGGUGUGACUAACUGUAUAGGUGCAGUGCUAGAAGGGAUGCUGAAGAGAGGGAAAGGUCACAUUGUCAAUAUUUCCUCAGAUGCUGGGAGAAAGGGUUUCCCAGGUUUAGCUGUGUAUUCAGGAACCAAGUUUUUUGUGGAAGGUAUGUCCCAAGCUUUAAGACAUGAGAUGUCAGGACUGGGUGUUAAAGUUACAUGUAUCCAACCUGGUGACGUCAGAACACCUAUAGGAGCUAAUGCAACUGAUACAGAGGCUGUUUCUAAAUAUGAUGGCAGUGCUAAAGUCCAAAUCCUAGAACCUAGCGAUGUCGCAAGAGCUAUUGUUUACGCUGUUUCCCAACCCAAACAUGUGGCAAUCAAUGAGAUACUAGUGGAGCCCAGAGAAGCACCGAUCUAAUAUUUUCAUUAAUAAAUGCACCAUGAUUCAGAUUUUCAGUUAAAAUAAAGUACUUUAUGUAUUAGUAAGUAAUGAAGUGAUUUCACGAUACCUGAACAUUUCAAACUUGUUGAAACUUUAACUUUUGUUGUUUAUUUGGAAUAAGAUGACUAGUCAAGAUAAAAAUUAUACAUACAUAUAGUUCUUCUACUAGAUCUAUGUAUUUUAUCAUGAUUUUGCUGUUAAAAAAAUCAAUUUUUAAUUUCAUUGUAUUUAUUUUUAACUGACUGUAAUAAAAAAAACAAUUGACGAGCUCUUGUUCUUAAGACUUUGUUGAAUGAACCUACAGUAUUGGUAAAUCUUCCUAUUUAAAUCUAUCCUGAUGUAUUUUAAUGCUGAUGGUUGUGAUUGCAUUAUCUAAUAUUGUAAUUUUAAAAUGUUACUUCUGUAGAAUUCUUUCAUGAACAAAUUUUACAGUGCUGAUUUUAUGUUGCGGCUUGCAAGAAAUACAAUAUUUAAAAAACAAAGUUAUAACAUGCAUUUUGAUUUUUUUUUUACUUAUUGUUGCAAUAGGAUCACUCACUAACAGAGGGGGAUAACUGUAUAUUAUAUUUUCUUCCAUUGUUCUUGAGAUUUAGAUAUGACAUUUUGUUUAGAACUGUGUAAUUUCAUUAUUGUAAUUCACAUACAAAAGAACUUUUUAAAAUUAUACAGUGUAGCUUUUUGACAUAAUGUGCCAAUAGAAUAUAUUGAAACUGAAUAAAUUUAGAAAAA
This is a messenger RNA of Physella acuta, 4687 nucleotides long. RefSeq lists its product as uncharacterized. The record is from RefSeq and is a predicted model, not a curated record. NCBI's taxonomy places the organism in Eukaryota, Metazoa, Mollusca, Gastropoda, Physidae. Gene Ontology annotation, molecular function: phosphopantetheine binding; oxidoreductase activity.